This is a messenger RNA of Drosophila yakuba, 587 nucleotides long. Its product is annotated as formin-like protein 20. The coding region runs from base 71 to 490 and encodes 139 amino acids. The transcript is spliced from 6 exons. The record is from RefSeq and is a predicted model, not a curated record. NCBI's taxonomy places the organism in Eukaryota, Metazoa, Arthropoda, Insecta, Diptera, Drosophilidae.
AAAAGCCAAACGAAUUGUACGGGUCAUUUUCAACGAUUUUAGUGAGCCGUAAGAACGUGACAGCUCGGAAAUGAAGCUAUUCUGCGUUGUUUUGGUUAUUUACGUUGUGGCUCUGACCCUCCUCGGUGUCGAUGGACGUGGUGGGGGCACCACAAGCGGAGCAGAGGCACCAAAGUUCGACGGCUUGUUCAGGCGGGCUCGGCGCCAUGUCCCCGAAAUGGAAUCCGGGCUUCUUCAAGGCAACGAACCGCCUCCACCACCGAAAUUCCGAGCACGGCGUCAUGUCCGCGAAAUGAAAUCCGCCCUUCUUCAUGGCAACGAACCGCCUCCACCUCCAACAUUCCGUUCCCGUCGUGAUACAUUGGAGGGCAACCUUGUGGCCAAUGAACACAGUCCACCACCUCAGCAGUUCAGGCAACGUCGUCAGGCUCCACCCGGAAUACCACCCCCACCGGACGGUCUUCCACCACCACCGCAGUUCCUCCUCUAGAGUAACUUGAAUGUAGAGCAUAAAGUUGGGCGUUUGUGCAUGUAUUUGGGAACCACAUCGAAGCUAAUAAAAGUAGUUUGAAGCAUUCCAAAAAGUA